This is a messenger RNA of Fonsecaea erecta, 1629 nucleotides long. RefSeq lists its product as hypothetical. Gene Ontology annotation, molecular function: malate transmembrane transporter activity. The transcript has 2 exons. The record is from RefSeq and is a predicted model, not a curated record. Gene Ontology annotation, cellular component: membrane. Bases 1 to 1629 code for a protein of 542 amino acids. Lineage: Eukaryota; Fungi; Ascomycota; Eurotiomycetes; Chaetothyriales; Herpotrichiellaceae. Gene Ontology annotation, biological process: malate transmembrane transport.
AUGUCACAUGCAGCUCCAUUUUCACGUCCCUCCUCGAUCGCUAUACCACCUCUACCACCACCCCAACGCUAUGGCUACAUGAUGCCGCGGGCUCGCCCUGUCAAUCAGCGUUAUCACGGCGAUUAUGACUUCAACCAGGGUACUGAGACGAGGUCGCCUUACCAUCAAGAUGGCUGGCGGACGCCGAUCGUGGAAGACCCAGAGCACCGCGCCAAUCGGUCGAGAUACUUCAAUCCUGCGUCGACAAGCCAGACCUUGACUGACCUGCAGAGGGAUUCGCAGACGGCAAUACCAGAACAAGAGGACCAGCAGGCGGACAAACCCGAAGAUGUUCCAGAUGACCACCCCAAAGUCCUGUCCUGGUCGCAGCGAAUGAAACAUGUCACCUGGGCUUGGUUCACGCUCACCAUGGCCACGGGGGGCAUCGCCAAUGUUUUAAACAAUGUGCCGUACCGCUUUCGUGGACUCUAUACUAUCGGUGUUGUCAUCUUCCUGUUCAAUAUCGUCCUGUACAUCCUCAUCUGGGCCAUGAUCAUAACCCGAUUCACGUUGUACCCGUGGACUUUUCGGGCGAGCUUUACCCAUCCCACCGAGUCACUCUUCGUGCCGGCCUUCGCCGUCUCGUUUGGCACCAUCCUCAUCAACAUUGUCCAAUACGGAUCGGGCUAUGUCGGAUUUUGGCUCAACCGCACUGUUCUGAUCCUCUACUGGUUCGACUGCGGCCUGGCCAUCACGUUGAGCAUUGGCAUCUACCUCGUGCUGUGGUCGACGCAGACCUUCACCAUCGCCCGGAUGACUCCGAUAUGGAUUUUCCCAGCAUAUCCUCUGCUGAUCAUCGGUCCGCACGCUGCAAAUAUCGCCACCAAGGCACUCAGUUCGAACGAGGCGAUCCGCAUUCUGGUCGGCGGCUUCACGAUUCAAGGGAUUGGCUUCCUUGUCUCGCUCGCCAUCUACUCGGCCUUCGUGUACCGCCUGAUGACGCAGAAACUGCCCGCCGAACCGCUGCGACCGGGAAUGUUCGUCUCCGUCGGCCCCUCGGCCUUUACGGUCAGUGGUACUAUCGGCAUGGCCGACGACCUGCACCGGGUCAUCGCCGCCUCGCCGACGUCCACCUUCAUGGGCGUGCCCGGCGUGCUGGCCGCCCAGAUCCUGAAACUGGUCGGCACGUGGAUGUGUCUGUGGCUGUGGGGUCUGGCGUGGUGGUUCUUCUUCGUCAGCCUGCUCUCUAACAUAGCGUGUCUUCACGAAAAGCACCGCAUGCCCUUCGCCAUGACGUGGUUCAGCUUCAUCUUCCCGCAGACGGCGCUCACGACGGCCACCUUUGCGGUCGCCGAGGCCUUCGACGUCGGCGCCAUCCGCAUCAUUGGCUGCAUCAUGACCGUUCUGCUGAUCAUCGUGUGGUUCGUCGUCGUCGGCUUCAUGAUCCGCGCCAUCGUGAACAAGCAGAUCCUGUGGCCCGAGCGCGGCGAGGAUAAAUCCGAAGGUGGGUUCAAGGCCCGCAUGGACGAGUCAGCCGACAGCGCCACGGCGCUGUUGAACAAAGAGAUGCCACCUGCGGCGAACGAAACUCGUAGCCGCCGUGACCACAGACGUCCUUGGCCUGGGGACGCGGCGUCGAGGAAUGUAUGA